This is a messenger RNA of Prinia subflava (tawny-flanked prinia), 1916 nucleotides long. RefSeq lists its product as uncharacterized. The coding region runs from base 76 to 1797 and encodes 573 amino acids. The record is from RefSeq and is a predicted model, not a curated record. The transcript is spliced from 2 exons. Lineage: Eukaryota; Metazoa; Chordata; Aves; Passeriformes; Cisticolidae.
GUCACUCCCAACUCACAAAACCUAAUUAACAUCGAAUAGCCAUGGUCCCAAGCUUUUACUCACUUUACUGGAUCCAUGGGAAAUGUGAAAGGUUUGAACCUGUUAACUGUUGUUAUGCAUGAUAAUCAAGUGUACACUGGGUGGGAGUGGGAACACCGAGAUAGGAUUUGGCAACUACAAGGGAGGAUAGGAGAGAGAAUUAGUAUAGGCUGUCGGAUGAUUAAUGGAACUGUUCAACACAAAGCAAAUCAAAUUACUGUUACAACAGACCAGGCAAGGUAUGGCAAGGUUUGCACGUCCCCUAGAGUACAGGAUUGUUGGUAUGAUUUUUUCUUAACACAAACUAUAGAAGUAGUUUGUCUUUGGGCCAACGAUGAUGAUGGGCUCUCUGUAAAGUUUAAAAUAAAUGCUGUAGCUCAACCUGUUACUGUCAGCCCUAGCACUCAAGCAAAACCACCAGUUGCACUAAGCCCAAAAAUCUUCAAAAUUGGACCAUAUAUAAUCAGGAAAACGGGCCAACAACAAUUAUUGUUCAAUCCGACAUGGUCUCUUAAACAAGUUAAGUUAUUGGUGCAAACUAACGUCUCUGAAAUUCAGCCUGCUUGUUCACCUUUCCUGCAAACUUCUUUUGAAGGAUGGACGACAUGGUUGAGAAGGCGCAGCCCCCCUGAAAGGCGCGUGCCAAGAGACGUCACCGGUGCCAUAGGAACAGGAUUGGGAAUCUUGAACAGCAUUGACUCAGAGGUAUUAAUGAACAAAUUAGCUGCCUCAGCCAGAGAUUUGGCUAAAUUACAGCACCCUCUACGGUCGUCCUUAUUGGCUUUAGGAACGACUCAAUGGCUUUUGUCCAACAUAUUGCCUAAUUGGGAAAACGUAAACACAGACGAUCACAAUUUGAUAAUUGAUGCACUUAAUGUUACUCAAAACAAUAUCUCUCUGGCUCUCAGCUGUGUCCAAGCUCAAUUGUGGAUGCAGUCGGUCGCUGCCUCGAUCAUAAGAGAAGGCGAAGAAGGCAUUUUCCCCACUGAAAUUCGGAAAAUAAUUUGGGAUAAUGCCAAUGAUUUUGAAAAAGAUUUCCAAUCCUGGUGGAACUUAGUGAAUUUCACUUACAAUUCAGUAACAAAUACAGCUACAGCUUUUGUGUUAACUAUUAGCAAUGCUUCAGUGUACACAAUUUUCCCCAUCAUUGCAUCAGGACUGAACCCAGACGGAGCUACUCUCUACCCUCUCGAGCAUAGGGAGUGGGCCCAUCAAGUCGAUAAAAAAUGGCAAACUGUUAACUUAGAGUCCUGCAUCGUCCGAGAACAACAAGGCUUUAUCUGUGAAAGUAACGCAAUCGCAGCACGGGACAUUUGCUUAGAUACAGAGCAGAAUAUCUGUCACUUUGAAAUACACCCUAAUGAAACUUCUGAAACAGUUCUUGUGUAUAUAGGCAAUGGAUGUGCAUGCUUUAGGACUGCUUGUGAUGUAGUAACCAUAGAGAACGUUAUACUAGAAACUAAAAAUCAUUCGAAUUUUUGUGCUUGUAACUUUACCAAAAUAACAUCCUGUGAUUUCUCAUACUCAGCUCCAGUUACAUCUUACCAGCUUCUGCAAUCUAACUACACACUGAUCCACAAGCUAUGGCCUACACCGAUUGGUAUGAAUCUUACUUUAACAAAACAAUUCUUGCUCCACCAAGAUCUAAUUAGGAUUUUAAGGAAAAUUAAGAAAAACGGACAAAAGACUCUGAUAACUGUCCAUCACAAUGUGGAAGAAAUCCAUCGUGUUCUGGAAAGGCAUUCUCAUUCUUUCUGAACUGGAGAGUGAUGAAAGAGCUGAAACGACUAGACUCUGUAAUGUAUGCACACAAUCUGGUGUACAUACCUCCCCCGAUAGAUAUACUCAGAGAUAAUACACGUAUUUAGAGAUGUUGA